AGCUUCGAGCUGGCCUGGUAUUGGUAGAAAGUAGAAACAAUGCAGACACUCACUCACAAACUUGUUUUAAUUUUAUUAUUAAAAGGAUCUUAAAUCCCAAAGUUAUUGUUCCUGUAGCGACAAGAAUUUUCAAUUUUCCAUUUCAUUUCAUCUCUAAUCUCUAAUUAAAAUAAAGGGGAAAAAUUAGGGUUCAAUUAUUUUAUUUUAUUUUCAUUUUCAGUUUUAGUUUCAAUUUCACAAAAAAGUUACUAGAUCUGAUUUAUUCCUCUUAAUUCAAAUUUCCCCAGCACAAUCGCACUCCACUUCCACGUCAAUCGUUAUCCCCCAAAAAAAUCUUGACUUUCUGAUUCCGUAUCUGAUCCCCAAAAAGCGAAAAAGAACCAGAAAACAAAAAGCACUACCGAAAUGUUUCGUUUCGAGCAGGAGAAGAUCCGAAAACGAAUUUGAUUCCGAAAAGGUUUUGUGCUUUUGAGUAUCCAAGUGCUUCCCAGCUUGCGGGUGUUGCCAUGGCAGAGGUGAUUCCGGCAGCCGUGCUCCGCAACCUUGCUGACAAGCUGUACGAGAAGCGCAAGAACGCUGCACUUGAUGUUGAGGGCAUAGUGAAGCAGCUUGCUGCUGCUGGGGAGCAUGAAAAAAUAACGGCUGUGAUCAAUUUGUUGACAACGGAAUUCACUUAUUCUCCACAAGCCAAUCACCGGAAGGGAGGAUUAAUAGGAUUGGCUGCUGCAACUGUUGGGUUGACUUCCGAUGCAGCUCAGCAUCUUGAGCAAAUUGUGCCCCCUGUUUUGAAUUCCUUCUCUGACCAAGAUAGCAGAGUUCGUUAUUAUGCUUGCGAAGCACUAUAUAACAUAGCUAAGGUUGUGAGAGGGGAUUUUAUUGUAUUCUUCAACCAGAUCUUUGAUGCCUUAUGCAAGCUUUCUGCAGACUCGGAUGCCAAUGUACAAAGUGCUGCUCAUCUCUUAGAUCGACUGGUGAAGGAUAUUGUGACCGAGAGCGAUCAGUUCAGUAUUGAAGAAUUCAUACCACUGUUGAGGGAGCGCAUGAAUGUAUUGAAUCCAUAUGUGCGCCAGUUUUUGGUAGGAUGGAUUACUGUACUGGAUAGCGUCCCAGAUAUUGAUAUGCUGGGUUUUCUUCCUGAUUUUCUUGAUGGCUUGUUUAAUAUGUUGAGUGACUCAAGUCAUGAAAUACGUCAACAAGCUGAUUCCGCUCUUUCAGAGUUUCUUCAAGAGAUUAAGAACUCCCCAUCUGUAGAUUAUGGUCGAAUGGCUGAAAUCCUGGUACAAAGGGCAGGUUCUCCAGAUGAAUUUACCAGGCUAACAGCUAUCACAUGGAUAAAUGAGUUUGUCAAACUUGGUGGAGACCAGCUUGUUCCGUAUUAUGCUGACAUUCUUGGAGCCAUUUUGCCUUGCAUAUCAGAUAAAGAAGAGAAAAUUCGAGUGGUAGGUUAUUUGAGCUUCCCUUUUUUUUGUACCCAUCCGGUUGCUCGUGAAACCAAUGAAGAGCUACGUGCCAUCAAGGCUGAUCCAGCUGAAGCAUUUGAUGUGGGAGCGAUACUCUUCAUUGCUAGGAGCCAAUUGUCAAGUGAAUGGGAAGCUACUCGCAUUGAAGCUUUGCACUGGAUAUCAACCCUUUUGAACAGACAUCGCACUGAGGUUUUACAGUAUCUGGGUGACAUAUUUGGUACCCUACUGACAGCACUUUCAGACCCAUCUGAUGAGGUUGUACUACUAGUUCUCGAUGUUCAUGCAGCUAUUGCAAAAGAUCCUCAGCACUUCCGGCAGAUUGUUGUUUUCCUGGUGGACAAAUUUCGGAUAGACAAUUCUCUUUUGGAGAAACGAGGUGCUUUGAUAAUUCGCCGACUUUGUGUUCUCUUGAAUGCUGAGAGAGUCUAUCGUGAACUUUCUACAAUACUAGAAGGGGAACCUGAUUUGGAUUUUGCAUCAAUUAUGGUUCAGUGUAGUAGAGUGGUAUUGAUAUGUUGAGAUCUUUUGAAGCAAUCACUGGUAAAUCCUGCUGGGAAGGAUCUAUAUGUUUCUUUGUAUGCCUCGUGGUGCCAUUCUCCAAUGGCAAUUAUAAGUCUUUGCUUAUUAUCUCAGACUUACCAACAUGCUAGCACUGUGAUUCAAUCUCUCGUUGAAGAAGACAUUAAUGUCAAAUUUUUAGUCCAGCUGGAUAAAUUGAUUCAGUUGCUGGAAACUCCAAUAUUUGCUUAUCUUAGAUUGCAGCUUCUUGAACCUGGAAGACAUAUAUGGUUGUUUAAAGCAUUGUAUGGUCUUCUAAUGUUGCUUCCUCAGCAAAGUGCCGCUUUUAAGAUACUGAAAACUCGUUUAAAAGCCGUGCCUUCGUAUUCUUUCAAUGGCGAGCAACUAAAGAGAACACCCUCGGGGAAUCCCUACCAGUUUCUUCAUCAAAUGCCUGGUGGCUCUCAAAUCACCGAGGAUGGCGACAUAACCAUGGAUGGUGGAAACUCACAUAACGGGAUAAAUUUUGCUGCAAGACUACAACAGUUUCAGCAAGUGCAGCACCUGCAUCGUCUACAUUCAAAAGCACAGGUGCAGUCACGCAAGAAUUCGACCUCAUUAUCAAAGGUCUGCAACCUCUCUCAAAAACAAGAGGAACCAAGGAGACCGCAGUUGAGUGAAAUUAAUGUUCCAACUUCAAGAUCAUCAUCAAAGAGAAGCCCCCAAGUGUAGAGGUGGUUCUUGCACAUUCAUAUCUUGAGUCCUUAUUGUGUCAAUGAUCUCUCUCAGUAUAUUUAUAAACUUUGAAUGGGAUCGGCUUAUUGAUUUGUAAAAAAUUGUAAAUCACAUAGUAGCGCGUUUUGUUUCAUUAUUAUACUCUUGUCAUAGAAAUUUCUUGGGUUUUUGGAAUCAAGAUGAAGCUUCGGGCUUUGGCUGAGGUAUUCUUUAGUUUUUGUUGAAAACCAUGAGGGCUAGAGGCCAUAUUUUAUUCAGGAAAAGGUCUCUUUUUGUUGACCUCUUUAUCAUUUGCUGCGAUAUAUAAUAAUUAAAUAAUAUUUGAUAAGGAAUUAGAUACUCAA
Arachis duranensis is the source of this 3040-nucleotide messenger RNA. Its product is annotated as protein VAC14 homolog. The transcript is spliced from 19 exons. Gene Ontology annotation, biological process: positive regulation of kinase activity; phosphatidylinositol biosynthetic process. The record is from RefSeq and is a predicted model, not a curated record. Gene Ontology annotation, cellular component: endosome membrane; PAS complex. NCBI's taxonomy places the organism in Eukaryota, Viridiplantae, Streptophyta, Magnoliopsida, Fabales, Fabaceae.